Molecule: messenger RNA, 2087 nt
Organism: Saccostrea cuccullata (small rock oyster)
Lineage: Eukaryota; Metazoa; Mollusca; Bivalvia; Ostreida; Ostreidae
Exons: 8
Coding region: 92-1234 (380 amino acids)
Source: RefSeq, a predicted model, not a curated record
AAGUUUGCAUGUUUAUCGUACAGAUCUGCUUGGGUUAUUCCUUUGUACUUCAGAGAUUAGUGUUUCAAAAGAAAACGGCAUAGAAGUUAUCAUGGGAGAUGCACCUAGCCCCUCAGUGUUAUACUAUGACCCCAAAAAAUCUACAGAAAAUUUCGCGCGACUCUGUCAGUUCCUGGUAACAAUCUGUAGUGACGUCAUGAGAGAUAUACUCAGCCAUUAUAUAAAACCAGCCAAUUUAAGAACAGAAUUGGACCAGAAUAAAUCGGAACUGGAAAAAAUAACGAAUAAACAGGAAAAGGACGUACUUUAUCCUCCACAUUCUUCUACUUGUAUUGUUCCGCCAAUAAGAUCCAGAGAUCUUGAUAUAUCGUUACUCUACAAGAUCUUGCGCAAUUUAUGUAAUAUUCCAACACAUAUAGCAGGUUGGGGAAAUCAACCUCGUCCAUCUGACUUUUCUUUGGCUGCAUGCAUAGAAAGGAUCCGCAUUUUACGAAAUUCCAUCUCUGGACACUCUACCAAUGGUACUGUUGAUGACGUGGAAUUCGAGGAUUACUGGAGAGAGUUAAGAACGACGGUUGUUGAGAUUGAGAAAGAGGUUAUCGGCAGCGAUAGAUAUGAAAGAGGAAUAGACCAUAUAUAUGACUGUGAUUUGAACCCGACCAAAUCCAAGGAAUAUGUGGCUCAAAUUCGGAGAUGUACUGGGGAACUGAAAGUUAAACGAGAGAGAAUCGAUGUCGUAGAAGAGGAAGCAAAGGCUAAAAGAGUGAGGUUGGAAAGUUUAGAAGAAAAGCAAGCAAUCUUAGAAGCCAGAUUUUCUGAAAUCGUAGAGGGACUAACAGCGAUUAAAUCUGAUACAUGUAUUCUGAAAGAGUUGAAAUCGACAGAGCUGAGAUUACAUCAGGAAAAGGAAACAUCAUCAAUCAGUAAUUGCUUGAAUGAUAACUGUAGUCAGACUAUUACGAUCGAUACAUCAACGUGCACAACAAACAAAUCAACAGCAACAACUAUAAAAUUCAAGUCCUCCUCACCCGUAUCUCACUUCUCCAUGCUUGUAACGACGGACAACAAAUGUUGGAUGUUGGUUCCUAACUUUAACCCAGUCUCGUUCAAUCGUUCCUUUGAGAAACCAUUUGUCUACACGUUAUAUCUUCUUAGUGACGUCGGUAUCAACAAAGAAAUUAAAAUACCUGAAGAGUAUGCCUCUGGAUUAUAUGUUAGUAACAUAACAAGUUAAUGACGACGGUGAGGCUGUAUUUGUUUCGGAAAAUUCACUAGUAAUAGCUGCUGGGGAGAAUGGCGUGGUCCGCAAGUUGUUUGAUAUUUCUGAACUUUCCACUGAUAAUUGCCGUGUAUGUUUUAUGCUAUCUGGUAAUUAUCUUGUUCAAUGUUCAUUUGGUCCUUUUUUUCAAUACACUAAAAAAGGAGAUUUCCUUGGUAAUUGGAGAUUAACAGGUACAAGCCCCAACUUGCAACAUCCUCAAUCGAGUUUGUAUCAGAAUAGUAGCGAAAACUUCAUUUUCACAAAUGUUGAUCCCUUGGAAGUUUCCAGUCAUUUGUACAUUUUAAACAAAGAUUUUAAUCUGAAAUGCACGGUCGACAUAGACAAGGUCGGAAUAAUAACUCCGGUUUUCAACAAACCUGGUCAUUUACUUUGUGGACAUGGUCAGUCCAUUGACUUACUGGACAGUAAUGGUGACUUUAUACACAAUAUUUGUAAAACUAACAGACGCAAUGAGAUCACCAAGAUUGCGUACAGUAAGAAUGGGACGAUAUGGAUUUUAUUCGAUUCUUCUGAAAUUGACAUUUAUAAGCUGGGGGAUGUAUCAUUACUGUAAUUUUUGAAUUCUGAUGAUAGAAAUGUGUUCAUUUUAGCAAAGACUUGUUUACACUCUUUGUUUAAUGGUAUGAAUUAAAGAUUACAUUACUCUUUCAUGAACCAAAAUUUAAAACUAUAAAUGAUAUGUAAAUCAAUUCUAGAUUAUUAAGUAUUCCUCUUUCCAUUUUCCUAUCUGCAAUGAUGGAUUAUUCGUCUGUUUUCAAAAAGUGAUUUUUAAAAAAGUAUUGUUUGGAACAAUAGACAAUUCUUU